Messenger RNA from Insectozyma verbasci, 1386 nucleotides. The record is from the annotation of a GenBank genome assembly. Lineage: Eukaryota; Fungi; Ascomycota; Pichiomycetes; Serinales; Debaryomycetaceae.
AUGAGCAGUUUCUUUAAAUCAAGAGUCGAAAAUUAUAUCGCUAAAACUCCAAUAAGAUUUAGAAAUAGAAAUGACUCAAGUAAAUCAAUAAAUGUUCCAGAAAUUUUACAAAAUUCAAUUGAAGAAUUUCAAUCAAAUUAUCAAUUUUAUAUAAAUCCAAUUUUAUCUUCAGGUCAUACUCAAACUGCUUAUACUGCUAUAAAUAAAUUUGAAAAUCAACAUCAUGUAUAUUAUAAAAGAAAAAUUAUAACUAUUGAAAAUAAAACUUAUAAAAUUCCAAAUACAAAUGAUUUUUUGAAAUACGAUCAAUGGCAAGGUGAAAGUACAAUUGCAAUUGAUUUUGCAAUCCCCAAAGAAAAAGCAUCUGAUGAUAUUUUCAAAUUUAAACCUGAAUCUCAAUUAUCUGAAUUACCUCCAAGAACUGAAUUUGCUGACCCAAAAGAAGAAAUUAUUGAAAAUAACGAUGAGAAACCAUUGUUAAUUGUUUUACAUGGAUUAAGUGGUGGUUCUUAUGAAGCUUAUAUAAGAGCAGUAUUGGAGAAAAUUAUAAGUGAUGAGUACAAUUUUGAUGCUAUUGUCUUGAAUUCAAGAGGUUGUGCAAAACAUACAAUCACAUCACCACAAUUAUAUAAUGGAUUAUGGACAAAUGAUUUAAGAUAUUUAAUUAAUGAAAUAGUGACAAAAAAGUAUAGUAAGAAACGUGUUUAUCUUAUGGGUUUCUCUCUCGGUGGUGCAAUUUUAGCAAAUUAUCUUGGUCAAGAAGGUCAAUAUAUUUCAAAUCAAAUUAAAGGUGCUUGUUGUUUCGGAACUCCUUGGGAUUUCCCAGAUGGUGCUAUACAUUUAAGAGAAUCUAUAAUUGGUCAUAAAAUUUAUUCUCCUACAAUGUGUUCAAAUUUAUUAAAAUUAUUAAAUAGUCACGGUAUACUUGAAAAUAAUCAAUUUAUUGAAGAAUAUAAAAAUAAUCCAUCAAAUUAUAAUAUUAAAUUUUUGAAACAAUUUGAUGAUUUUUUUACAUCUAAAUUAUUUGGUUUAAAUUGUGCUGAUGAAUAUUAUAGAUUAGCAUCACCAAUUCAAAGAGUUUUAAAAGUUAGAGUCCCAUUAUUGAUUAUAAGUUCAAAAGAUGAUCCAAUUACUGGAUGUAGGUCAUUACCAUAUGCAGAAACAAAUUUGAAUCCAUAUAUAACAAUGAUUACAACUACAAUUGGAGGUCAUCUUGGUUGGUUUACAUGGAAUGGUGAUAGAUGGUAUACAAAACCAAUUUGCCAAUUUUUUAAAAAUCUAAAUGAAUAUGAUGUAGAUAAGCAAAGUAUAGAAGAGAAAGAUUUACCUAUGGAUAUCUCAAAAUCAUGGAAAUUUGAUAGAUUAAUCAAUGGAAUGUUAGAAUAA